Molecule: messenger RNA, 476 nt
Organism: Ctenopharyngodon idella (grass carp)
Lineage: Eukaryota; Metazoa; Chordata; Actinopteri; Cypriniformes; Xenocyprididae
Product: histone H4
Exons: 1
Coding region: 23-334 (103 amino acids)
Biological process (GO): nucleosome assembly
Cellular component (GO): nucleosome
Molecular function (GO): protein heterodimerization activity; DNA binding; structural constituent of chromatin
Source: RefSeq, a predicted model, not a curated record
AGAAAUCUUGUUAGUUGCAGCUAUGUCAGGAAGAGGCAAAGGCGGUAAAGGGCUCGGAAAAGGAGGCGCCAAGCGUCACCGUAAGGUUUUGCGCGAUAACAUCCAGGGAAUCACCAAACCCGCCAUCCGUCGUCUCGCUCGCCGUGGCGGUGUUAAGCGUAUCUCCGGUCUGAUCUACGAGGAGACCCGCGGAGUGUUGAAGGUGUUUCUGGAGAACGUGAUCCGCGAUGCCGUCACCUACACCGAGCACGCCAAGAGAAAGACCGUGACCGCCAUGGAUGUUGUGUACGCGCUGAAGCGACAGGGACGAACCCUGUACGGCUUUGGAGGUUAAAAACCUAAAAUCAAGAAAAACUACUCAAACCCAACGGCUCUUUUAAGAGCCACCCACUCUGUCACAUAAAGAGUCCGACGUUUUAACCGUGUCGACCGCACGUGUCACUAUAAAAAGACUUGUUUUCUGAAUCCAGCAUGAA